CUGCCCGCCCAUUCAGCAAUCUCAUCCAUUACCCCAGGCCUGAUUCCCCGCUCUAAGGCCCUUCCAGAGACCGAUCCCUUGGUGACGUGGUCUGGCCCAAGCCAAUAGAAGGGAUCAGAUGCAAGACACUUUCUCAGCCAUGUAGAUGGCGGCCAGGAACCCCCGGUUACUCACUGGUUCGGCACGCAAAUCAGUCCCGUCAUGCUAAACAAAGUGUGGACGCCCGAAACCGAUCCCUGGUACGUGAUUCGACACUAGCAUGUGCGCACAUGCUGCCAGGAACGGGCUGAGACUGCACACUGGUAUCAUGAGUCUCUCUCGAUCGGAACGGCCUAUGGUUUCCCUGUUGCCAUGUGGUGGGCUUUGGGCCACCAAAGCCUCCAUUGCCGGUACCGUUGGGGUGGUUUCAGUCUGUGAAGACACCCAACGCUCUGUGCAACGGUUUGGAACCCAGCCCAACCUGGGUUUAGGGCAAGUCGCCGUACUUGAUUGGCCCUCGGCCAUUCAUCUAUUCGAUACUCUAGGGAUCGACGUGCUCAGCCCCUAGAGUUCCGCGUCGACUAGUCCAUGUUGGAGGUAUGAAAUUCUCUCGUUGCUCGGAAACUUCUGAAGCUGUUUGUCCAAGGGUAGUGGUUGCGGACGGGAACGAGGCCGCUCGCUUCCAUCCAACUGGGUGCGGCAACUUCGGCAAGUUUGAAAAGCAGAUAGAGGCGACCACCCAAUCCACCCCCUCCGUCCCUCCCUAUCCGCAGGAGCAAGACGCAUAUUCGCAAGGGAUGAGACCAAGAGGGUUAAGGAGAGCCUUAGUUCAAAUGCCUUCUCUACUUAACGCGCGGCCCUGAUACAUCACUCAAGCUCUC
Messenger RNA from Canariomyces notabilis, 860 nucleotides. RefSeq lists its product as uncharacterized. The transcript has a single exon. Lineage: Eukaryota; Fungi; Ascomycota; Sordariomycetes; Sordariales; Chaetomiaceae. The record is from RefSeq and is a predicted model, not a curated record. The coding region runs from base 260 to 547 and encodes 95 amino acids.